Messenger RNA from Octodon degus (degu), 2563 nucleotides. Its product is annotated as cleavage stimulation factor subunit 3-like. The record is from RefSeq and is a predicted model, not a curated record. Lineage: Eukaryota; Metazoa; Chordata; Mammalia; Rodentia; Octodontidae. The transcript has 2 exons. Gene Ontology annotation, biological process: mRNA 3'-end processing. Gene Ontology annotation, molecular function: protein binding; mRNA binding. Gene Ontology annotation, cellular component: nucleus.
AUUUUAAUUCAUAGCUGAGUGGGCGGCGGCGGUUGCUUCCCGACGCCGGCUACUGCGCACGUUAUAGUCCUGUGAGGCCAUGUCAGGCGACGCAGCCACAGAGCAGGCAGCUGAAUAUGUCCCAGAGAAGGUGAAGAAAGCUGAAAAGAAAUUAGAAGAGAAUCCAUAUGACCUUGAUGCUUGGAGCAUUCUCAUUCGAGAGGCACAGAAUCAACCUAUAGACAAAGCACGGAAGACUUACGAGCGCCUUGUUGCCCAGUUCCCCAGUUCUGGCAGAUUCUGGAAACUAUACAUUGAAGCAGAGAUUAAAGCUAAAAAUUAUGACAAAGUUGAAAAGCUAUUUCAGAGAUGCCUUAUGAAGGUUUUGCACAUUGAUUUAUGGAAGUGUUAUCUUUCGUAUGUCUGAGAAACCAAGGGUAAACUACCAAGUUACAAAGAGAAAAUGGCUCAAGCUUAUGACUUUGCACUGGAUAAAAUCGGAAUGGAAAUUAUGUCCUAUCAGAUUUGGGUGGAUUAUAUCAACUUCUUAAAAGGCGUGGAAGCAGUUGGAUCUUAUGCAGAAAACCAGAGAAUAACAGCUGUCCGAAGAGUUUAUCAGCGAGGCUGUGUUAAUCCCAUGAUCAACACUGAACAGCUAUGGAGAGACUAUAACAAAUAUGAAGAGGGUAUCAACAUUCACUUAGCUAAGAAAAUGAUUGAAGAUCGGAGUAGAGACUACAUGAAUGCUAGGCGUGUAGCAAAGGAAUAUGAGACAGUAAUGAAAGGUUUGGAUCGCAAUGCCCCUUCAGUGCCUCCUCAGAAUACUCCUCAAGAAGCUCAGCAAGUAGACAUGUGGAAAAAAUAUAUACAGUGGGAAAAGAGCAACCCUCUUCGCACAGAGGACCAGACCCUUAUAACAAAAAGAGUUAUGUUUGCUUAUGAACAGUGCCUGCUUGUGCUGGGUCAUCAUCCUGAUAUUUGGUAUGAAGCUGCCCAGUACCUGGAGCAGUCAAGUAAGCUGCUUGCAGAGAAGGGAGAUAUGAAUAAUGCCAAAUUAUUUAGUGAUGAAGCUGCUAAUAUAUAUGAAAGAGCCAUAAGCACUUUAUUGAAGAAGAAUAUGCUUCUUUAUUUUGCAUAUGCAGAUUAUGAAGAGAGUCGCAUGAAGUACAAGAAGGUUCACAGCAUAUAUAACAGACUUCUGGCCAUCGAGGACAUCGACCCCACCUUGGACAAAUCUGUUGCCUUUAAGAUUUUUGAACUGGGACUGAAGAAAUACGGAGACAUUCCAGAGUAUGUCCUGGCCUAUAUUGACUAUCUCUCUCACCUCAAUGAGGACAAUAAUACACGAGUUUUAUUUGAACGAGUUCUAACAUCUGGAAGCCUUCCUCCCGAGAAGUCCGGGGAAAUAUGGGCCCGAUUUUUAGCUUUUGAAAGUAAUAUUGGUGAUCUAGCUAGUAUACUUAAAGUGGAGAAAAGACGGUUUACAGCAUUCAAAGAAGAGUAUGAAGGCAAAGAAACGGCUUUACUGGUAGACAGAUACAAGUUCAUGGAUCUGUACCCUUGUUCUGCAAGUGAACUAAAAGCGCUGGGUUACAAGGAUGUCUCCCGGGCUAAGUUAGCAGCUAUAAUUCCAGAUCCAGUGGUAGCUCCUUCUAUAGUGCCUGUUCUGAAAGAUGAAGUGGAGAGAAAACCAGAGUACCCUAAACCAGACACCCAGCAGAUGAUUCCAUUCCAGCCACGGCACUUAGCACCACCCGGCCUGCACCCUGUCCCUGGUGGAGUGUUUCCCGUGCCGCCCGCAGCUGUGGUUCUGAUGAAACUUCUCCCUCCGCCUAUCUGUUUCCAGGGUCCUUUUGUCCAAGUGGAUAAACUGAUGGAAAUUUUCCGAAGAUGCAAGAUACCCAACACUGUGGAGGAGGCUGUGCGGAUCAUCACUGGGGGCGCCCCCGAGCUGGCCGUGGAGGGCAACGGCCCGGUGGAGAGCAACGCGGUGCUAGCCAAGGCCGUCAAGAGGCCCAACGAGGACGAGGAGAAGGGCGCCGUGGUGCCCCCGGCGCAUGACAUCUACAGAGCGCGGCAACAGAAGCGGAUCCGGUGAGGCCGGCCCCCGCGCCCGGGAAACGAGCAGGACCCGCUUUUGCCUCCGAAGUCGUAUGUUUAAGAGACAGCGCUUUGUUACAAGGGUCUUGGAAGCAAAGCUGUAUCGUCAUUGGUGCCUCUAUCAUAUGGUUCUUGAAAAAACCUGUGAGAAUUUUAGAAUAUGGAACAGACCUAUGCUCUACGCAGGAUUAGGGUUUCCACACUAUGAGAACAGUACAGAACGGCAGAACCACCUUUUGUCCCCUCUUCAAGGGUGUGUUGUCUGUGCCGCUUGAAGAUUUGUGAGUUUUCCACAGUUUUAUUUUAAAAACUGGAUGGCUUAUGAUUGUAAAGCAUUUUAUCACAUUUUCUGAAAAACAGUUGUUCUCAGUUUGCUUAUGUAGAGUCCUGCCUUAUCGUUUGUUUUUAUUUAUGGCAGAGUGUAUGGAGUCUGUUUUGUAGUUUAAAAUUUUAAAACAGUCCUUUAAAAAAUAAAAGGAUCUCA